AUGCCGCCAAAGAAGCGCGGGCAGAACACGCGGGGUCGGGACAAGAUCUUCCGUAAUGCCGUACAGCAUGUGCAUGUUGGCGUUGGUCACAGUGUGCUGGGGGACAUCAUUCUUCGCCCUGUGGCGGGUCUUGUGAGUCGUACCGGCGUUAAGGACGACGAUAACAGUGCGUACGAGGAGUGUGCGUUUUUGGUGGAGCUAAACGAGUUGAUGCUCUCUCACUCCACGACGGAUUUUAGACGAUUUCGUUGGGAGGUGCUGGAGCUCUGUGAGUCCAAAGCACUAUUCCGCCUCAACCACCGCAGAAUUGCAGAAAAGCUCUUGUUGUGUCUCAUGCGACGUGACAAGUUUGCAGAAGGGUUUGAGGCGUUUGUGCGGCUGACGGUUGCCUUUGCGCGUGACAUGCAGGAGAAGUUUUUGGCAUACUUUGAAUGUUUCCAUCAGGCCAUAAACGGUGGGAUCCUGAACUCCAAGGGACAGUUGAUGGCGGACACCAGAAGACUGCAACUUAUUUUUGCCGCGCAGGUCGCAUGGUGUCGUGAGAUGCGUCCCUUCUGGUUACUUCAGGGGCAGCGUAAAAUUGUGGAACGCAUCAUUCGCCUGUACGUGCGGCAGAUGCAUGACAAGAAGGAGUACAUACGACGGCUGUCAGCGGAGGUGUUGGCGUCUGUCUGCCGCAUGGUGAGGGAUUUAGUACCACUUGUCGUGGAAGAGGCAUGCCUUGAUGUGGUACAGGACUUCGAGGUGUACUGUGCCAAUUCCACGCUGGUAGAAAGAAGGGCGGCCUCCGAGGCGAAUAAUGACAAUGGCGCAAACGAUGAGGAGGGGGUGGAGGAAGAUGAUGAUGAAGAUUACUUCGAUGGGAAAUCAGAGAAGGAGUUAAAGCCACGUCCCACCGUUAUGUCUUCUUCACUCCUGCAGGCGUAUGAGCAGAGUGGCCUUGUGGUGCUCCCCGUUGUGGACGGAUUGUGUUUCCUCGCUGCAGAGAUGUUUCGAGGCAUCCGUGGGUCUCUUAGCACGAACUUUGAAAAUCACUACGUGUUACUUGCUCACGUGUUUGGAAUUUUGCGGCGUACGCAGUUUGCCGGCACAUACUGUUCAGGGAGAGGAAUGAACGAACAGGAAAUGUUUGGCUUCACAGAAGAGGAGACACAAAACUUCAUUCAUGCCUCCCGAUGGAACGAAAUGUUUAUGGGUGUCCGGGACGAAAAGGACAUGAAGGGAGAAAGCCAGCAGGGUGAGGAGGAGGUGGUGGUGGUGAAGGAACUCGUUCAGAUGAUCGGUGGUGUAGUCAUUGGCAGCGCCUUACGAAUGAUAGUGGAGGAGACAGUCACUUCCUCCUCUGCUGCUGGUAAUGCUGCCGGUGACGAGGAAAGGGAAAACGAAGAGGAGAGGCAGGGAGUGCGGGCCUCGUCGCUUCAGAUGCUCAGGGCGGUGACGGCACUGUUAGAGUUUUCACCGCCGCAUGCACAUUUGUUAGGGUCGCUUUUGCACGCGGCAGAUUAUAAACUUUUGCGCGACCCGUCGGCAACAUCCACGCUUCGGAAAACUUCUGAAACGCUGCUGGAAAAGGCGAGGCAGCAAAUCCAGACGGUUUCAAAGGACAUGACUGACACAAAGGCAAUGAAAUAUGAUGAUUGGUGUCGUGUCAUGCGGACCUGUGGUGGUAUAUUGGAGGUGUUUACGCCAUUAUGUGUUGGCCCGACUGCUUUAACCUCCCAUGCGAAGACGCUACAAGGCAUUUUGUUGCCCCUCGCUCAGGAGAUUUUAAUGACGUGCCUUUCUAUUUCUGGCCGCCACCACUACCACUACCAACACAACAACAACAACAACCAUGUCGCUUGUGAUGCUUCUGUGGGAGAUUGGGAUGAUUUACGAAGAUCAACGAAACGAAUGUUGUUUGCUUUUAUGCAAGAUGUGCUACAGAAAAACUAUACGUUUUUUCUACGAGACGAACGUCGGUUAAUUGAGGGAGAAAAAGACCCAAGUGACAAAGGGCACAUGAUGGUGACAUCGUACUUAUCGCCAUUUGCGUUAUCCCUUUUGGUCCCUGUACUCCAUAGUGCAUGUGUGGAUGCGAAUGUAGCACUAGAUCGUGUCUGCAACAAAGACAAGACCCUAAAAAACGAUACAUGCGUCUCGGUGAUGCGUGAAGUAACACAUGCGGUGAUGAUGGCUCGCAUGAUGUGUGAUCGGACGACACAUCUGGUGAGAAGCCCUCUGUACUCAGCAUUGACGACCAACAUUUCCCCAUUCACUUUUAUUCCACUUGCUGCAUCUUCUACUUUCUCGGAAGCUGCCAUCUCUUCCUUGAUAAAUCGAGAUGCCUUAACUGCAAGUCUACAGAACUUCCUGCGUGGUGUCUUGGUGGUCUUCGCAAACGCACAGGAAGGUGUGGACGAGAAAUCAAAGACGGAUGCAUCGAAAUGGGCCGAUGUAGUGUCGGCAAUUCUUCCGCUGGUCUUGACAGUGGUUGAUGCCGAGAAAGCCAUGAAACGUAUGCCGGGUAAGAAUAGUACCGCCGACAGCGGAAAAACACUCUUUUUAUGGAUAUUUCGAGAUGCCCUACUGCGAGCUAUAAGAGGUGUCAAGAGCAUCAUCGUUGGUAAUAGGAGUAAUAAUAAGAAUAACGAGAAGAAAAAAAAAGAAGAAGAACAAAAUUUAACACCACUGACACGACUUACAGCUGCUUCCUAUUCCUUGUUUGCACAGGCGUCAACCCUGUUGGUGCAACUGGAUACAUUAACAGGUGAACUGGACUCAAAGAACAUGCAGGUGGAGUGUGUGGGAUUUCUAAAGGAUGCCGUCAUAGUUCUUGCCGCGAGCUUCCAAAACAGGCAUGUGAAGGAACUGAAUGACGAGGAGACAGGGCGACUUCUUCAUGGAAUGGAAUGCCUGUUGUGUUCACUACUGCGUCUCUUUGGGCUUGAGCUUGAGCGUGACGCAGAGGUCACAGUUGCCUCCUCAAAUAAGGCCCGCGUCAAGGGCUCAACAGACACAGGAGAUCGAACAUUACUGAGGGCCACAUCGCGUCUUCAUGGGGCAAUUGACAUGGCGACUCAACGGGCGCUUGUAGAGACUCUACUUCUCGAGGCCCUUGCGUCUCCGGUUCAUUCACUGCGUGUUGUCGCUAUUCGAUUGCUGCGGUUGCUCUGCCACCCAAGCGUGACGGAGGCGGAACGUACUGCGGGUUGUUGUGCCAUUGACACCUCCUUUUUUGAUGCGCUACUGAGUGCGGAGCUCUUUGAUCCCUUGUCUGCUGCAGGCAACCUGGACGGUGUGCGUCAGGCGCUGGCGAAGUUGACAUUUGAGGUGGCCGCGGGCACACUGCGGAAUCCAAUCCAACGUGUGAUUUUGGCACAUGCAAUGGUUGGUCUGCUACACACUCGAUUUGCGGAAGCACAUCCAAUCGCAUUGAAAAUGCUUGCAGAUCUUGUGCGCAUGGAGAACACAUCUGCUCCGGUGCUACAACAACAAAAAAGAUGCGAUCUGGGAAUUUCAGGGGAAAGUAACCAUUCUUCCCUCGGCAACACUUUAUCUCCUAGUUCGGAAGCCGCAUCAUCUUCAUCUUCGUUGGCGAAAAAAAUGGAACCGCUUGUUUGGCGAGGAGUUAUAUGCCGGUACGCCCGCGCGGUGGUUUUUGGGGACAUUCUGCGCAGGGCGGCAGCGGAGGAUUUCAAUGACGAGGAGGAUGAAGAAGACGAAGACGCUGGUGGUGGUGGUGGUGGUAGCACACAUGCACGUGGAAGGGCUACCGUGUGGUACCGUAUUUGCCUCACAGAUAUGCAGCGCCACGAGAAGGGCGAACUUGUGAGCAAAGAAUUUGCUACAGCCCGUUCUGCUUUCUCCACGGUUGCGCUGCUGCAGCUGGCCAAUACCGACGGCGAGGUGCUGUCGUGGCGGCGUCAUUACUUACCCUCUGCGUCACCGACACACACGCACGGCGCAAUUACCGCACGCGCCACUGACCGCGCAGUGUUGGCCAAGACAUUUUUGUCUGGGCUUUCGGAGAUGACACGCGGGGCGGUUGGCGACGAGCGGGUGUCGCUCGCAGUGGAGUUGGUGCUUGAGUUGUCUGCCGUACGCCGUGGCGAGCACCCUGAUGGGUUGCGGCAACUUAAAAUGUUGGAUGACCGCCUUGUGUUAGCGAUGAACGCCUGUCAUGUGACGCCCGUGUCGUCUUUGAAUGAACACUUCCCGGCGCAUGUCCGGUCACGUCUCAUCACACAAAAUGAUCAACUACAAACGAUGUGCAUUGGACUUCUUUCAGACUCAAACGCCAAGCUGCAGCGCGCCGCCAUAGAUCUGCUCCAGCGACUUAAGGUUCUUCCUUUCUCGAGCCAUCAUGCCCAAUUGAUUCCCUACUGUGACACGCAGAAAAAUCUCUUUCAUUUUCUGUCCACAUUCCACAUUGAGACGGAUAUUCCAGAGGAGGAUAAGGCAGAUUACAUUGCCACCGCCAUCGCCAUUGUGCUGCCAAAGCUUACGGCAAAGUUGUCGAAGGAAAAGUUAAAGGACCAGGCUAUUCUUCAGCGUCGGAUACUGUCCAUGGUGACACAUCUCUCAGCGACCGGGGAAUUUGCACAAGUUCUGGAAGGAAUAGUGCAGAGGCUUAUCUUUGAACGUGUUAUAUCCAGUGAGACUAUGAAUUCAGCCGCAGUGCGAUUCCCAGAGAUGUGGGCAGAGUGGGUGGAAAGCAACAGUCACUGCGCACGACGUUUGGAACGUCUUGUGAAGCAGUUGUUGAACACGAUGCAGUUACUACAUGCGCUACUGCAGUCUGUUGGUAAAGGUUUUGAGUCUUAUGCGGGGCCAUGCAUGUACCUUUCCCUCAAUGCCUACCUUGUUAGCUGUAAGCAAAUCCUCCAGGCACCGUUAGGCGAAGACACGAUGUGUGAAACCGAGAAAUAUUGGCGUAUACGGAACGCAUUGUCUUCAUCGACUCUAAACACACUUCUUCCAAAGUUGCGUCGCAUAGCUGCAGGAAUGGUAUCAUCUCUUUUUGAACAAUUUCCCUCAGAAGUAAUGAUGGCACUGCGGAAGGAUCUCGUUGAGGUUUCAGGUGGAGAUGUGGCUCAAAGUCUCAUAAGUCGAUAUGUCUCCAUGUUACAUGAGAAUAGCAACGGUGUAAUAUUCGAGUUUAAGAGCACCCAACGUGCUGGGGACGGUCAUAAGACGGGAGUUACACCGUUGCUGCGGCUUGUACGUGCAUGGGUUGAAUCACCCUUUACCAUGCCGCUGAUUGGAGCCUUUGGUGAUACCGUAACGGCCAUGUUUAUGCAAGUCUUUGGAUGCAAUGCGAUGAGUCACACCAUGAAGAGUUCUUCCAUAAAUGCCGUGACUGUGUCUUCCUCUGUGUCCACCAGCUUGUCUCUGCAACAGGCAUCGACACGCUCAAUUUAUGAGGGACUGCGUUGUGUGGGCAUCAUCCUUGCGUCUAGUGAUGAAUCUUUUGAUAUCUUUGGUGCUCCUGGCUCUACUACGUUGCAGAAUGCAUACAUUAAACCGUAUGUGACGACAAUUUUUGGCUCUCUCUAUCGGUUAAUUGUGUGGGGUGCCUCUUCUUCGGCUCUCUCGCAAUCGUCCUUUGGCAAUGACCGCUUGGGUGCAACUCACAAGAAGCGGAGGUCGUUCUCCGUCAUGACAUUUAGCGUGCCCAUGUGGAAAGAGAUGAUCGCGACGGUCACAAUGCUUUCCGAAUACGUGGUUGUACCAGAUACGACGAAAGAUGAAAAUCCCGAGGAUUGUGUGGAUGCCAUGCUCUCUCGACUUUUAGAGAUGUGCAUUGCCUUUGUGGCUCACCCCGCCUCUGCCAAGGAUCCACAGACGUGCAUUACGGCUGCCAAUAUGUUGGAGAGUUUGCUGCCCCGCAUGCGACAUGUGGGCUUCGUCGAGCACUUUGAGCCGCUUGUACGUUUAUUUAACGUUGUGACAUGCCCAGAGGCGCGUUUGGCAUUAUGCCGCGCUCUAUCGAUGGUGCUUUCACGGUUGGUGUGUCCUGCCUACUUCCAUCUCCAUGCAGACAAGGUGAAGCGGGGUUCUGCGGCUCACAUGGCACAAAUGGCUGCUGUGGGGCGUGCCGUGACGUGUCUGAACGCCUUUGCGGAAGACAAUACGGAGUUGGGGCGGUACGACUUUGAACUGCGGUUUCACACUUUCCGCUCCUUGCGGCAGUUUUUUGCGCAUAACGGAAACUACGGAGCUCUUCUCGCAAAACACCAGCGCACAGGAGAGGGGUUAUCGUCUAAUUUUUCCCCAAGAACUGAAAAACAAGUGCGGCAUGAAAGGGAUUACAGUGGCGCCGCAGAUGUCACGAUUCCGUUAGACAAGGCGGAGGCUCCUGUGUUGUGUGUAGAGGCCGUUUUUGCGCUGGCAGCGAAUGUGAUGUUUUUUCUGCGUGAUCCAGAGGGGACGAUACGUGUGUUAGCAGCCCAAUUGCUGGACGCGAUGAUUUUGUAUGCAUCACGACAAAAGGAUCUCACAACGUCAUAUGACACAAUGAUUCUUGAGCAUGUGAUUCGACGGGAGAUAUUGCCUUCCCUGCGCCGCGGCAUCACAUCUCGCGAUGUACACAUCCGCCAUGCACAUAUGCAAAGUUUUAGCGCCUUGGCGCGGUAUUACCCUCAGUCCUUUUCUUCAUUUGCCGCACUGUACUCAAGAAAUGUGGAGCGGUGUUUUUUUGCAAAUGUGGGUCACGUUCAGCAUCGGUGUCGUGUGAAGGCGUUGGAGUUGUUGCGGCAAAAUGUGGGACGUCUUCUACCUCGGGAUCUUCUUCGUGUCUUUGUGCCGUUUCUUCUUGUGGCGGUGAAGGACUUUGCGCAGGGAAAGAGGGAUCUACAGAACCUCACGGAGGGACGUGCAAAGGGUUACUGCGAUGCCGUGUUGACAACCGUGGCGACUUUGGCCGCGGCUUUGCCAUGGGAGGGGUAUUAUCGCGUGCUGAGUUUGUUUAUGCAGAAUGCCCGUGAGAAUGCCUCCUUGCAACUGCCGAUGCUUCGUGGUGUGGUGAUGAUGCUUGACCACUUCCACUUUUUGAACGACGGUGAAACUGAUGGUAAUAAUAAUAAUAAUAAUAAUAAUAAUAUUAGCGGGAUUAAGGGUGGGAAAAAGGGGCAGGUGCGGGAUGCAGACAUUACCCGCCCGGAGACGGAUGCCUCUGCUGAUGCAGAUGACGACGAGGAGGACGAGGACGAGGACGAGGACGAGGACGCAGCAGCUCUCCGUGCAAAGCGUAUUAAGUACCGUCACGCGCAUGUCAUUCAUGUUCUGGAAGACGAUAUCCUUCCACAAUUGUAUGAGUUCUUGGGUAACGACUCGCGCAAGGCUCACCCUAUUGACACUGAACUUCGUGGGAAUGUGCACACCAUUGCGAGUGUACGUCAUGAGAUGCGGAAGGCGGACAAUGCCCAACAGAAAACGGCAAUUCUGCAGCUACCUGUGGCCAUCGCCAUUACAAAAAUUGUGAAGCGCUUCCCACCGGAGCGUUUCUCUCUGCAUGUGGAGCAUCUCCUUGAUGAGGUGAUAUUAAAACUGCGAACGAAGAGCGAUAAGCACCGAGAAAGCGCGCGAAAAAUUCUCAGCGCAAUGUUGUGUGAAACAGGACCUGGGAAACUUGCGUUUGUCAUCACGAAACUGCGGGAUCACCUUGUGCACGGCUACCAGCUGCAUGUGCUUGGCUACACGGUCGUGACACUUCUGUACAACCUCUAUGAACCUCAGCAUGCCAUGUCAUACAGGCGGAAGAAACAUGUGAUGGGCGCGGCAGCAGCAGCAGCAAUUGCAGCGAAGGGGAAGCCGAUGGAGCAUGCGGGUGCCGCUUUCCCUCAGGGUGAUAAUGAUAAUGAUGAUGACAAAGAAAAGGUUGAGCAGCAGUCACAGGCAGAAGCGCGGCAAAAAGAAACCACACGGGAAGAAGAAGAGGAUGCGGAAGCAGAGGAGGAAGAAGAAGAACUGGUCCGUCAAUUGAUCCCUGCUUCCAACAAGUUUGAUUGGGCAUACGGAGUGGAGUGCCUGACGUCGUGCUUGGAUAAUCUGAUGAGUAUUUUCCUGGACGACUACCUCGGUGAAGUGGGGGAACAGAAGGAACAGGUGGAGCUCAUGAGCACAAUGGUAGAAGUGAAACGGAAUCGCGCCCUGCAGGGAUUUACUCUCAUUGCCUCCCAUUGCGAGGCAAGCCGUGUGAUUGAGGUCUUCUUAGAGAAGAUUACAUGGCUUUUGACGCCCCCAAGCACGGCGGAUACGGUGGAUGUAAGUACCCUGCGUGGGAGUGCUCGUGCCGCCGCCUUGUUAUUGCAGGAACUAAAGACAAAGUAUAGCACCGUCAGCAAGAACGCCGCCGCCGAUUUUGUUUUUGUUCAAAAGGUUCGACUUUUGGCCAUCCGUUUCGCGCGUGCCCUCAUAAAAAAUGCGACAAUGGAAGUGGAGUCUUCCUUCCUCACCGUGCGAGAUUUACUGCGUCGUCACAAUGAAGUGCGUGAGGAGAAAAUUAAGACCUUUGAGGCGAAGGAUGGCACCCGCCGCAUUCGUGGCAAUGUGCACCUGACGAUUCAACGCGCCCCCACGGCGACGCGAAAGGAUCAGCUCGAUUCAAACUUUCUUGUGGAUCAGCGUCCGGAACGGGUGGAUGUGGACUUCAGCGCCCACACAGUGCUUGCGACACAGCAGCGGCAAAAACUCCGCGCCUACCGUGGACGCUACGGGAAGGAGGUGCAGCAGGCAGCGAAGAAUUUUUACCGCGAGGAUCCCGCAACUGCGGUGGUGCUUGACACGCUGGAUGAGUUCCUAUUGAAAUACCUUCUAAGUGUGCUGAAGCACGUGCUUGGCAUUGGGAAGGAACGGAAAUACACGACGGCAGCCGUUCGCCUUGACUUGCUACGCGCCCAACGGAAGAAGAAGAAUAAGAAUAGGAAAGGGGAAAACAGCUGCCAAGACGAAGAUGAUGAUGAUGAUGAUGAUGAUUUACCAGAGGAACUGCGGGAACGUGGCGGAAAGGAGGAGAAUGAGGAGGAGGAGGAGGAGGAAGAAAAGGGCGGCGACAACAGCGAUGAGGAGGGGGAGGAAGAAGGAGGUGACACGUUGUUGUUGUUGAACCCACAGCCGUUGGAUGACGAAAGGGGAGAUGCAUUGGAUCGCUUUGCCACGGCAGCACAGCAGGAGAAUGGGGAGUGGGAUAACAACGCGGGCGAGGUGUCCGAACAAUCACAGCCAACGACGACGAAAAAGGAGAAGGCGAAGCGUCACGUACACGAAGUGGAGAAGAGAAAUAAAACGCGGCGGCCGAUGGCUGAUUUAACGACUUCCUUUACACGUCAGCAUCAACAGCUUCUGGAAAGUUUGCUCCCUGUUGUGCUCACGACCCUGCAAGGUGAGGGAAGUGAUGCAGUGGUGGGUCAUGCGCUGGACUGCAUGCUCGCUCUUGUAUCACUGCGGCCGCCGCUGCAUGCGGUGGGGGCACUCCACACAACAAUGUAUGACACCGUUACUGCCUUCUUUGAACGUGGUGGGGCAAUUAAGCAGCGCGCGAUGCGUGUGGCGGCAGCGGUGGUGGCGCAUCAGCGGUUUAUAUUGACCGAAGAAAAGGCAGCGCAACUGUUACAACUGUGUCGCACUGAGCUUGUCGACCGUAACGAGUUUCUUCCCAUGGCGUUAUCUUUAUUUCAUGCAGUACUUGGCAAACACAUCCAUGUGGUGGAGGUGUACGAUCUCAUUGGGGUGGUGACGGAACUGAUGAUGCACACAAGUGCAAAACGUUUGUUGCGGCAACGCUGUAUAGCCGUUCUUGCGCGUUUCCUGACAGAAUAUCGCAUAACCGCAGAAAAGUUUCGUUCGCAUAUGGAUCUUUUUUGCCGCAAUCUUGACUACCCCGAGGUUACAGGACGCAUUGCGAUACUCGAGCUACUUGGCGUACUUGUCUACCGCUUGCCAACUGCCGUCCUGCGACAAGAGGCGCCGCUACUGCUCAUUCCACUUGCCGUCACACUUGCCGUCUCAGAGUUUUACGAGGCACGACAGAAAGCCGGAGAUGUGCUGCAGAGCUUAGUGAAAAAUGCCGGUGUGGAUGUGAUUGUGCCUACACUGUCGCAGUGGCUUGCGUCAGGCCAGACACGCCCCCGCAGGGCCAUGGCGCUGCAGACAUGGGCCGUGAUGAUUCCUGCCGUUGCUGCAUCAUAUGACAUGAGCGUCGAUGAGGACGCAUGUGAGUUUGAGGCGUGUUGGUCCUGGUCGCUCCAGGCGCUGCUCGAUGCUGCAACGUUUGACCAGGUGGCGACAUUUGGAACGAAGCGCAAAUAUGAAGAACUCACUGCAGCAUUUAAACGAAAAUUGGAGCUGAAGAGUUGGACCUAUGUCUUCUUUGCUCUCCGAUGCCUGGAGGGAAUUGCGAUGGUGGCCCCUAUGCAGGUGUGGCAUAAUAUGUCCGUUGCCCCACAUCUUGUGCCUUUUCUUUCGGGCCGUCUCGUGCUGCACUCACACCCUUGGAUUCAGUCGGUGGCGUUGCGACUUUUGCGGAUGUACUGCCAUGACGGGGUGGAGAGGCGGUGCGGGUACUUGCGUGGGAUAGACUGGAUGGCUGCGGGGUAUCUUGUAGUCACCUCCAAGAAGAAUCAUACGAAGGGGAAGAGAAGGAUAAGCGGCAUGGGUGGAAAUGUUCACGCCACGCGGCGGGCAUCGUCCCCCGUGGUCUCCCACAGUCAUGAAGAUGAUAAAGAUGAUGGAUGCAUCCCGUAUGUGGUUUGCUUCCAUGAAUCACUGGGUCCGCCGGAUACAGUCCAUCGGGCGUUGAACGUCCUGGAUCAAAUGGCCGCUGCGAUGCGUACGUUGUUGCAAUUCAUCGCGCUCUCCGAUGUACCGAACGAGAAGUACAACGCCCACCGGGCCAUGCAGCAGCCGUCGAGGACAGACGCGGUGAACGUGGCCUUAUACAUCACCCGUGCAAUGUUUGUUGUUAGCAUGGUGCUUCUCAAGGUGGCGGUCUUUUGCGCCGGUUCAGAGAUGUCGUACGUUCAGGACAUCAUUGCGCAGCACUUCACCUCUCUCCACCACCAGCUCCACUCGUUAGUGAAGCCUGUUAUCAAACACGGCGGAGUGGCCAACGUGAUGGUCCGCACCACAUCCCUUGUGCAGUACUUUGGCGGUUUCCUUGCAGCUUUGCCAACCGACGCGGAGGCAGAUAACACCAUCAACGGUAGGAAGGAAGAAGAGGGCGACGACAGGAAUGAGCCGGGUGAGAAAGUGACAUCUCGAGAAGCCUCUGGUGCGACUGGCCCCGUGAAACGGGCGGUAUGUUGGCUUGCAAGAAAUGCCGUGGGGUUACGUUUUGUGCGGGACACGAUUGUCCCCACACUUACCGUGGCGAUGCGCUGCGGGGAACGCUCAGAGAAACUGAGUUCGUUGGCAGCGCAGGCCUCCACGAUGGUGCGGGAGCAGCUGGAGAGACACCACGUCCACUUUGGCGGGGAUUUAAAAAAAACGACGACAACAACAACGACGAAACGGAAACGCCUGGAGAAGAACAAAACGAGGAGAGACGAGGCCAACGUUUGGGGAAAAGAGACGGCAGCGACAACCACCACCGACGAUGUGGAUGGGGAUGCGGUUACGGUGGACGAGGUUCUCUUCACCCUGACAGCAGCGAUGACUGCCGUGAGGACCGCGCGGAAGGAGAAAACGACGAGGCGUGAAACCAUUCAAACAAUCCGCAAGCGCAGUCACAGUGGCGGUGAUGACGCGGCCCCUUUAAAGGCACGACGGAGGAGAGAAAAGUAA
Trypanosoma cruzi is the source of this 11763-nucleotide messenger RNA. RefSeq lists its product as uncharacterized. The transcript has a single exon. The record is from RefSeq and is a predicted model, not a curated record. NCBI's taxonomy places the organism in Eukaryota, Euglenozoa, Kinetoplastea, Trypanosomatida, Trypanosomatidae. Bases 1 to 11763 code for a protein of 3920 amino acids. Gene Ontology annotation, cellular component: nucleolus; small-subunit processome; 90S preribosome.